UUCUGUGUUCCCACCAACUGUAAUAUCUAUUAUCUAUAUCUAUGAUUGUCACAAAUUCCCCACAAAUAUUAUAUUUCUACGUUUUUGUGAUUCCCCUAUUUUUUUUAAAUAUUAUAACAGACCAUUUUUUAUUUUUGUCAACAGAAAAACGUUUUUAAUUGCUCGGCCUUAGUGAUGGAAGAAUUUGUAGUGAUUAAUAAAGCGGUAUUAGAAAAUGAAAAUAUCUGUGCAAAUUGCAAUAAACAACUUAAUGUAACUCCAAUUUAUUGUGUAGACAGGAAUCAACGUGUAGAGGAAAUAUGUGGUAGAUGUGUGAAUAUUGCAGAUAGUUACGGUAAAACAAAAAAAUGGAGACAAUAUGCAUAUGAGACAUUUGGCAAAUUCCUAACGUUUCCUUGUUCUAAUAAAAAGUAUGGAUGCAACGCUGUAUUGUAUUGGGACGACGUGUUGACACAUGAAAAAAUAUGCACUUUUAUAGGCACAAAGUGUCCCACAUCACACAAAGAUUUAUUUCCCGAAGAAACCUGCACCUGGGAGGGUAAUGUUAAGGACCUUUAUGAACACAUUGAAGUAUCACAUAAAACUUACUUAUUAAAUCCUCUGCAAAUAAACUGGUGUGAUAGCGGAGAAAACUUGUUUUUUUUUACCAAUGUGGGAACUCAAAUAAUAACUGUUAUAAUCAAGUAUGAAAAGGAAAGUACAUAUUAUUGCCUAUUAAUGGUCAAUGGCAAUGAUAUAGAAAGUCAAUGCUACCGUUAUCAACUAGAAUUGUUUGAUGAGAACAAAAAUAACUCGAUUAUACUACGAAAAUCUAGAUUAGAACCUCUUACAUUGAUGACGGAAAACCUUACUAACUUAGAUAAAAUGUUAGAAAUUGAUUUGAUCAAAAUAAAACAGAUGCUAAAGCAUUCAAAACAUAUAUCUGGUCGCUUUGGUAUAGUUAGGAAACCAAAAAAGGAAAUUGUUUUGAUUGUUGGUACAAAAAACCUGGAAGCGCUAAUUGCACCAGUAACACCUAAAGAAAACAAGGUAAUUGAUGAAAAAAUGCUUCAAGAACUGGAGUGCCCCGUGUGUAACGAACAUAUGAUUCCUCCUAUAUUUAUUUGUAAAACAGGACACAGUAUAUGCAAUGAUUGCAAGAAAAGAAUUUUAGUAUGCCCUAAUUGCCGUGAUUCAUUUUCUGGAGCCAGAAAUUUUACUUUGGAAAAACUUACGUCUAGAGUAAAUUAUCCAUGCCGUAACAAAGAACAGGGUUGUUCAUUUGUGACAACUUCUGACAAAAUCCUUAGUCACCAACAGAACUGCGAACUCUCAGAGCAUCCUUGUGUAUUCAAGUGUGGCUGGCAAGGCCAACGAUUCUCCAUAUAUAAUCAUUUAAAACUAAUACAUCCGCAGUCAUUGUGCGACGUGAAUACCUUACAGGUCUGUGAUACUAAAGAUAAGGAAAUGUUCUAUUUUUUAUAUGAAUAUGGCCAGUUGUUCAGAUUCAGCCUUAGACAGGAUGCUCCCAAUAGCCCCAAGAAAUUUAACGUUCAGCAAGUUUGUUCUUCUGACAGUGAGCCAAAAUUUUAUUACCAGUUACAGAUAAUUGAUCACUCAUCUAAUGGUUUAAAUUUUAGUUUUACUAAUUUUUGUAAACCCCUAACUGAUUUAAAAACAGCACAUACCUUGGCUAUUUCUAUUCCAUGGAACUUAAUACAGCCAUUUAUUUUUGAGACACAUUAUUGUUAUUAUAAAAUUUUAAUUACCAAAAUUUAAACGAAAUUUUGUUAUCUAGAUGCUACAAUUGUUCAUAUUGUAAAGUCUAUUAACAAUCGAGUUUUUUUUUCGAUAAUACAUGAAAGAUGAGUGAAAGUUGGUUUGAUUAUUUUUUGACAAAUUUUAAAUACUUUUUCCUUAACUCCUCGUGUAUAACAUAUCUCCAAAAACUAAAACACUGCUUGCUCAAGUGAUUGAACGAUUAUUUUUGGAGUAUUGAGGAAUUUAAGAGAAUACUUCACAUAUUGCUCUCUAUUUUAUAUUAUCCCAAACAUUUCUUAAAAACAUAGUCUUUCCGAAACAAAGUAUUUCUCUUCUAUUUUGUUAGUAUUCAAACAGAUUUUCUUCCUCCAUUGUAAAUGACUAUUGUUUUUGAAGAUAGGUACAUGAAAAGUGAAAGUCAAUAAUUUAUCACACGGAAUUAAUUUUUUACGUCCAAAAAAUAUUUGAGCAUGACAGUUCGCAGCUACCAACUCCUGUUUUUUCAUGGAACAUCCUUACAUUUUUAAAUAUUUUAUUAAAACACUAAUAGAUUACAAUAUUAGAAGGAUUUGGUGAGUCUGUUAGUAAGGGAGAUAUAACAAAAAAAGCAUGUAUUAGAUAAUGAAUGUGUAAAGAUGGAUUUCUACCAAAUGAACAAUUGAGUCUUGCUUUGUCUUUGUUUUAUUUCUUAAAACGGGAAAAAACAAAACAUAAAUAAAUCAAAUACUCUGGCUCAACCAAAAGGACUGUAUUCAAAUCCAGUUUUUUAGUUCUGAAAUUAUUUCCAUCAGAAAGACAGUUUUUGUUCAAAACAUUUAGGCAAUCGAAUUUACACUAUGUUUAGUGAUGGUGACUUUUAAUUUCAUACAGUGUUCUGUAAAAAAAAGGAAGGAACAAUGCCAUCAUUGACAUUGGGUGUGAUCAUUUUAACAAGAAGUUCACAAAGCACUUGUUUACAAGAUAGUUAGACUGUUUUUUAAAAACAUUAAAAAAAUCAAAUUGUAAUUAUGCUAAAAUAAAUUAAAAAUGAUUGACCAGUGUCGAUAUACAAUCUUAUUAAAAUAAUAAAUAUAAAUCUAACAUUUCCUCUAAACUGACACUGUUCACAAUGGUGUAAAAACCUUUUGAUGUUAUCGCUUUUGAGAGGGACUCCAAAAACAAAACAUAAACAGUUGCCGACAACUCGAGUUUACAGAGUUUAAAAAUUGUAGCUAAAAAGUUGUAAUUUAGUUAAAAUAGAUACGAGUUUCUGUUUUCUUUGUUUGGUAGAAAUCUAUCUUUAAUCGCUAUCAGGAACAUCGUUGAUAUUUACAUCUCUGAAAUAUUGACUUGAAGAUUAAUAUGAACAUAUAAAAAUUGAUAUAAAUGUAUGUUUAAUUAAAGUUUAACCUAUCUUUGUCUCAUAUUAUGUUAGUUGAAAUUAAAUAAUUAAAAAUUUUUCUUUGUUUGACAUUGCCAAUAAAUGAGUGCCAUAUUCAACAAAAUGUUAAUAUUUAAAUUGCUCAAAAGAGUUUUAAAUUUUACUGCAAGUGGUUUAUUAUAAGCAGUUUUGAUUUUUU
Messenger RNA from Anoplophora glabripennis (Asian longhorned beetle), 3299 nucleotides. RefSeq lists its product as uncharacterized. Gene Ontology annotation, biological process: multicellular organism development; proteasome-mediated ubiquitin-dependent protein catabolic process. The transcript has 2 exons. NCBI's taxonomy places the organism in Eukaryota, Metazoa, Arthropoda, Insecta, Coleoptera, Cerambycidae. Gene Ontology annotation, molecular function: zinc ion binding; ubiquitin protein ligase activity; ubiquitin conjugating enzyme binding. Gene Ontology annotation, cellular component: cytoplasm. Bases 175 to 1758 code for a protein of 527 amino acids. The record is from RefSeq and is a predicted model, not a curated record.